This is a messenger RNA of Prorocentrum cordatum, 2473 nucleotides long. NCBI's taxonomy places the organism in Eukaryota, Dinophyceae, Prorocentrales, Prorocentraceae. The record is from the annotation of a GenBank genome assembly.
AGGCUCAACCCCCAGGACCCUCUGCCUCUACUCUCGGGCCGAGUGGCCCCGCACUACCUGCGGCGCGGGAUGCCCGCCAGCCGGAGGCGCCGCCGAUCGGCAGCCGAGCGCCUGCGCCAGGACCGCUCCGCGCGAGCCCGCGCGGCGGCGGCCGACAGGCCAGCGCUGCCCACCCUGUCGGUGCUGGAGCGGGCGGCGGUGAAGCCGAGCACGGAGAAACACUACCACACCCUGCUGUCGGACUUCUGCCUGUUCUGCAUGACGCAGAACAUCGCCUGGGUUUCGCACGAGGGCCUGGGCGCUGCGCUGACGGCCUUCCAGAACACUCUGUACCUGGACGGCCGCCCGGGCACCGACGGCAGCAAGCUGCUCGCGGCGGUCGCUCACCAUUACCCGUCGAUCGGCAAGCAGGUGCGGGCUCUCCUUCCGAGAGCCACCCGGCGCGCCCAAGCCUGGGUGCGCCGUGCCCCAGGCCACCAGAGACUGCCCCUGCCCCGCGCGGCCGCGCUGGCUGCUGCGGGAAUGCUGCUCGCGAUCGGGCAGCUUCGCAUGGGGGUGUGGGUGUGCCUGACCUUCGCGUGCUACCUGCGGCCGAUCGAGUGCUUCCGCCUGCUGGGGCGCCACGUGGUCGCCAGCAACCCUCAGGCGGGGCCGCAGUUCCAACGUUGGGGGCUACUGUUGGCCGAUGCCACGGGGGGUCAGCCGGGGAAGACCGGCAACUGGGACGAGUCCGUGCUGCUGGACCUGGACGACUGGCUGAUCCCAGUUGUGGCCGCGCUGAUGCAGGCCACGCCCGACAACGCGCCGCUCUGGCCCUUCUCGCCGAGCGAGCUCGGGAAGCAGUUCAGGAUGGCCUGCGACCUCCUCGGGCUCGGAGCGCUGGAGCCCCACCUGUACUCCCUCCGCCGCGGGGGGGCCUCGGACGACCUCCUUCGCAAGAGGCGGUCAGUGGAGGCCGUCCAGCGGAGGGGGCGUUGGGCUACCAGCCAGUCUCUCAAGAGAUACGGAAAGGAGACCCGAGUGCUGACGCAGCUGAACCAGGUGCCGAGCUCAACUAUCGAGUUCGGCCGCGUGGUGGAGGAGCACUUCCGCCUGAUAGUCGAGUGCGGCCUGUUCGGAAGCGGGGUGCUGGACCUCCUGCCCCUGCGCGCCCGCCAGGCCCUCAGCAGCCUGGGCACACCGCUGCGCUAGCAGCCUCGGGAAAGGAUGUGGAUAGGCACCUCGCUCGCGUGUUCAGGCAAGCUGUGAAGCACGGGCGUGUUUUCAGGCGGUGCGUUUUCCUCGAGCUGUUUUGUGGCAGCGCCCACUUGACCAAGCAACUUCGUCGUUGUGAUCGCAGUGCGUUAGGCCUGGAUUUUCUGCAGCACGCCGCCGAGAAUCAUCUGAUCCCUGCUUUUGCCCGCCGCAUUCGAGGAUGGAUCCUCGCGAAGGCUGUCUGCUGCGUUUGGUUAGCCACCCCUUGUGCCGCGUUCUCUGCCGCCAGGCGCCCCCCUCUUCGCUCCGCCUCUUCCCCCCUUGGCCCCCCCGGCCUUUCGGGAAGGGACCUGGCUGCAGUGAGCGUUGGAAACAGGCUUUUGCACUUCAGCAUUAGAAUCAUUCGCCUUUGCAUUCUGUGCAAUUGUCCCGUUGCUAUUGAGAACCCUAACACCUCUGUGAUCUGGCAGGUACCUGCCUUGAAGAAACUCUUGUCUCAUUCGUGCUGCCAUGAAGCUGUUCUCGACUACUGCCAGUUCGGCAUGCCCUGGCGGAAAAGAACCAGGAUCGCCUUCUGGCACGUGGGCGCCGAAUGUAUGAAGCUGUGCCGCCGCUGUAUUCCAGUUGCUGGCACAUGUUCGCGCGCUGGAUGCGCCCACCUCGAGCUUGUUGGCCGUGAUCCAGUCAGUGACCGUCACUGGACAGCCAUUGCCUGCCCGUGCCCUAACCAGCUGUGCAAGCAUAUUGUUUCUGUCCUCAUUGCCGCCGUCGAUCGGCAGCGCGAGGAAGUGAUUGCUGAUCGGUUUGGUGUGUGAUGCGGCCGAGGGGCCAUGUCUCUCCUGCGGGUGUGGGCCUUCUAUCAACGAAUCGCUGACAGUUUUUUGCUCCUUGCCCGGCUGGGCAGCGUUAUGCUCCCCGCCUCGCGCUGCAUCGCAUUGAAGGAAAAGGGAUCGUCUUUGUCGGGGCCCCUUCAAGAGCCUGGCAGAGUUUCGUGAAUGCACAAGCUGGAUGUCUUCAUGACGGUAUGCUUGCAAUGUUUGUUCUCUGCCGUACUUAUUACGGCUCAGGCUUUUCUCUCCCCCCCUCCCUCGCUCUCUCCUUCUUCCUCUUUCUUCCCUUGAAGGGCCUUCUAUCAACGAAUCGCUGACAGUUUUUUGCUCUUUGCCCGGCUGGGCAGCGUUGUGCUCCCCGCCUCGCGCUGCAUCGCAUUGAAGGAAAAGGGAUCGUCUUUGUCGGGGCCCCUUCAAGAGCCUGGCAGAGUUUCGUGAAUGCACAAGCU